CAGAGGUGGAAGGUGAGCCGUGCAAGCCAAUCACACAGUAGCACCUCUCAUUAAGAAAAUGCCACUCGCUGUUUCAUCUCUCACUAACUUAACCUUAUACGAAUAAGCCCAGCCACCAAACGUCUACCAGCACUUCAUCUCUUUUCCUCUUUCAUCAGAACUACCAUUUUCAACUGCCGGCCAUCCUUGAGACCCACACCACGCGACCUUCGCCGCAGCCAAUCCCAGCGUCUGGACGUAAGUCGCUAUUCGCUACUUCUGCAACUCUCUCGCCUCUCAUUGUCGCAGGAAAUUACUGAUUAUGAUUCGGAAUAGAGCUAUGUUUCCAAAUCCCAAGUGAAGUUUUAUGAGAUGGGUGACAUAGCCAAGGACCUUACUGCUGGGACAGUUGGGGGGGCAGCACAAUUGAUAUGUGGGCAUCCCUUUGACACCAUCAAGGUGAAGCUUCAAAGUCAACCUGCUCGACUUCCUGGCCAGCCUCCCAAGUAUGCAGGGGCAAUGGAUGCAGUCCGGCAAACUUUAGCUGCUGAAGGUCCAAGGGGUUUGUACAAAGGUAUGGGGGCACCGCUUGCAACUGUGGCAGCAUUCAAUGCAGUCCUUUUCACAGUUCGAGGGCAAAUGGAAGCAUUAUUGAGGGCUGAACCUGGUGCAUCCUUGACAGUUAACCAGCAAAUCAUUUGUGGGGCUGGGGCUGGAGUUGCUGUUUCCUUUUUAGCUUGCCCCACCGAAUUGAUCAAAUGCAGGUUACAAGCCCAAAGCGCAUUAGCAAGCACUGGCUCAGCAGCUGUGGCAGUAAAAUAUGGGGGGCCCAUGGAUGUUGCCAGGCAUGUUCUCAAAUCAGAAGGUGGUGUGGUGGGUCUCUUCAAGGGCUUGGUUCCCACUUUGGCUCGUGAGGUACCCGGAAAUGCUAUUAUGUUUGGUGUGUAUGAAGGAUUUAAGCAGUUUCUCGCAGGAGGUUCGGACACUUCUCAGUUGGGAAGAGGCUCUUUGAUGGUGGCUGGAGGCCUGGCUGGGGGUUCUUUCUGGUUAACAGUCUACCCUACCGAUGUUAUCAAGAGUGUAAUCCAGGUCGAUGACUUUAAAAAUCCUAAAUACUCUGGUUCAAUUGAUGCCUUCAGAAAGAUCCUGGCAGCAGAGGGCAUUAAGGGAUUAUACAAAGGAUUUGGUCCUGCAAUGGCCCGAAGUGUACCUGCUAAUGCAGCUUGCUUCUUGGCAUAUGAGUUGACAAGAUCUAGUUUGGGAUAGAUGAUGGCCAAGGAUGCGGUGAAGAUUGAGCGAAGCUUUGUGGAGGAAAUAGCUUCACAAUUUGAUCGAAAAGGCUAUAAAUUCUUAAAGAUUUUAAUGUAAUUUUUCAUUUCAUUCUUCAAGUUUUUAGCUAUUCAUAAUUAGGGUGCUGGAAUGAACUUUCAUUUCACCAAUCAUCUCGAUUACAUGAACAAAUUGCAGAAUUAUUUCAUCUCAAUUUGCUUAGCAGAUGGCUCUUUCAGUGGAAUAUAUGAAUUUCACUAGUGUAGUAAAUCAGAACAAUGCAAGGAUUAAGCCA
This is a messenger RNA of Carica papaya (papaya), 1543 nucleotides long. It is a transcript of the gene BOU, whose product is annotated as Mitochondrial substrate carrier family protein. Gene Ontology annotation, molecular function: L-ornithine transmembrane transporter activity. NCBI's taxonomy places the organism in Eukaryota, Viridiplantae, Streptophyta, Magnoliopsida, Brassicales, Caricaceae. Gene Ontology annotation, biological process: mitochondrial L-ornithine transmembrane transport. The record is from RefSeq and is a predicted model, not a curated record.